Radiomyces spectabilis is the source of this 1035-nucleotide messenger RNA. RefSeq lists its product as uncharacterized. The record is from RefSeq and is a predicted model, not a curated record. NCBI's taxonomy places the organism in Eukaryota, Fungi, Mucoromycota, Mucoromycetes, Mucorales, Radiomycetaceae. The transcript has 3 exons. The annotation marks the transcript as partial. Gene Ontology annotation, molecular function: DNA-binding transcription activator activity, RNA polymerase II-specific; transcription cis-regulatory region binding. Gene Ontology annotation, cellular component: RNA polymerase II transcription regulator complex.
GAACGCUCGAAAAGCUCAGCACCAAAAAGAGCAGGAAGAAAGCCGCUGGAGACUACGCCAUCACCCUCCCUGCAAUUGGAUCCAAAACAGAAACGGAAAGCCCAGAAUCGGGCCGCGCAGCGUGCAUUUCGAGAACGAAAAGAAAAACACAUGGCCGAGUUGCAGGAGCGUAUACGUGAGCUUGAAGAACUAGCGUCCAAAAAAGACGAAAACCUGUUGCGUGAAAACGAAAGUCUAAAGGAUCAACUUCGGCAACUGGAGCAAGAAAAUUACGCACUCAAGCAUUCCAAGUUUACAUUCGAAUUCCCUUUAAAGGACACACGUGGCUCUGAGCAUUCACCUCAGUCGAAUGGGGACGACGAUUCGAACAGUGUCAACACUCCGUCCAACUCAGCCCAGGUGAAUGAUCACUUGACAUCGUUUGAUUAUCUUGCGCCAUCCAGUGAUUUCGAUUUCCUGGCUGUGUCUGGGUCCGGCGACACAACCGCCUUACCAUUAACGGAUCUUUUCCACACCAAGGACGAUUUGUUUUCCAGCUAUCGUGUGCCAAAUCAAAACGACGAUUUUAUUUCCCAAGAAGCUUUCUCUGAGAUCUUUGGCGCCGAAGCCGAUCUAUUUGGUCUCAGCGCUCCCGCCCCGUUCAGUGCCGACUUGGAACCUUUGCAAAUGCCGCUGCCUGACUACACAACGAGCAAAACAGAGAAUGCACAGCAGUCAUCUCACUGUCCUCUUGAGAGGAUGGGCAAUGUCAUAAACGACGAGUCCAGUGCCACCACGGCCGCCGACAAGUUUGACUUUAACCUUGACGCUCUUUGUGAGGACAUGAAAAAGAAGGCAACUUGUCAGAUUUUUUAUGAAAAGUACAUCAAGGAUAAGCCAGAGGUGGAAGAGUUUCUCUCAUCAAAGCAGAAUAUGGAAGCCUUGCUGUCACGCAAGCAGGAGGUGCAAGCGUUGCUCUCAUCCAAGCAAAAUAUUGAAGCCUUGCUGUCCUCUAAGCAGGAUAUGGAAGCCCUAUUAACAUCCUUUAACGCAUAA